AUGGCGCCAAUGUAUAUGAUGCUGGGGAUGGUGCUGGUGGCAGUGACGAUUGGGGCGCACACCGCAAAGCAGCAGCUGGUACAUUCUCCCACCGUUCAGGUUAGUAAGAAGAAGAGGGAGUGUGUGCCUGAGGUGGAGGAACCAGACCUCGUAGUUGAUUCCGCAGACAAGUUCAUCAACAAAUCUUUUCUUAGGAAGAUAGCCCACAUUCAAGAGAAUAAUCAUACCCUGCCCGAUACAACUCGAGUUGAUCCAUUUACGCGCCCCCGAGAAGCAGAGACAUUAAAGUCAGUGGGGGUGAACCCGAGCCGCCGCUAA
Malania oleifera is the source of this 318-nucleotide messenger RNA. RefSeq lists its product as uncharacterized. The record is from RefSeq and is a predicted model, not a curated record. The coding region runs from base 1 to 318 and encodes 105 amino acids. The transcript has 2 exons. NCBI's taxonomy places the organism in Eukaryota, Viridiplantae, Streptophyta, Magnoliopsida, Santalales, Ximeniaceae.